Molecule: messenger RNA, 747 nt
Organism: Zasmidium cellare ATCC 36951
Lineage: Eukaryota; Fungi; Ascomycota; Dothideomycetes; Mycosphaerellales; Mycosphaerellaceae
Exons: 4
Coding region: 1-747 (248 amino acids)
Source: RefSeq, a predicted model, not a curated record
AUGCGCAAGUUGGCGAUUAACACAGCAAUGUUACUGGCGCUGGCCUCAACAGCGGCAGGACAAUCUCAGGUUGUGAUGACGAUCGCUGUGCCAUACUGUCCGACCUAUUCUUCAUCACUAGCACCGUACUCGUCUAUACUACCUGACUACUCCAGCAGCGCCUUGAGCUAUGGCUCCAUGAUACCGCCAGUAUCACAGACAGCAAAUACAGGAGCAUCGAUUUCGCAAUCGCCAUCAGCCGUACAACUUUCUACAUCGUCUUCCUCGAGCAUAGCUUCACCAUCUUCGACUUCCUACAUCGAUCGAUACGGACAAGUGUAUGAGCUAUACACGAACACUGGCAUCAGUGGCAAUACAAUCGAAGCAGAGCCAGAACGGAUAAGAAGACGACAGGCGAGCGGACCAUCGUUGGGCUCGACUCUUGAACUUUGCCUAGAAGACUGCAGCGCCACUGCUCAAUGUCAAGCAACAUCGUAUCUGGGAACAAGCUGCUUGUUAUACUCUUCAGUCCGCGGGUCAACAUUCCUCCUCGGCGGUGUAGCUGGAUUCAAUGUUGCACGCUUCAACGGGUUUGCGAACGACACAGGGGAUCUGUCAACGUCUUCGACAAGCUCUGUACUUCGAUCUUCCGGCACAACCUCGAUAGAUGCGACUGCGACGUCCUUCAAGCAGAGCAAGUACGCAAAAUCCCAGCUCCUAUACUUCGAAGGUGUCCGUGACCUCCACGGCUGUAUCAAAAGUCUCUAA